CUCUGCCGCUACCAGCCAGCAGCCUGCUUCCGAAAGGAAAUCCUGCUUCUUCUUCUUUUUUGGAACCAAAAACUAAUCCUGCUUCUGUUUCCCUAUCGGAGAAGGAGCCAACUCAGCCAAGGCAAACCUUCAUCAAUUCCCCACUCCCACCAUGACCACGCGCACGACACACACCCGACCGCCGUGGAGGCUUCGGCAUGGACGGUUUGCGCGAUAACUCACGGCCGCCCUUUCACGGCAUCGACAGCCCCUCGCCGUCCGAAUUCCGCGUGAGUUCCAACCGGCGACGGCGCCGCUCCGCGUCUCCACGCCCUUGGCCGCAACGCUCCGCUGACACUUCGCAUGCACCGUACCGGCGGCCGAGCCCGUCACCGCGCAGAGAGCGGCACCGCGAGCACCACCACCGGCGUGAGCGCAGCCGCAGCCCUCGCCUCGAGUCGGCACGCAAAGCUGUUUCGCCAUCUGCCAAGUGGUCUCGGUUCGAAGCCGGCUCUUCGUCUUCGAGCGUGCUGGCUCCGCCUCUGAUGGAUGAUGGCAGCACGACCCCUGACUGCCCUGACAGUCCCAUAUACUGUUACGAGGAUGAUCAGAGGAUAAGAUUUCGGCAAUACGGCGUCUCUGAUGGUUCAGGGAUCACUGACAGGGAACCAGACGGCAAACAGGAAGAUCAUUCAUAUAAUGCCCUGGUAGAUGACUUUAUGGGUGCUGUGGUGGAGAACUGGGGUGAGCCAGCCAACUUCGAUCAAGCCGCGCGUGAAGAGCGUUACCAAAAGCAGACGAAGAGAUUUGCUGAGUUAGCUCUGAAAUGUUACAACAAAAACAAAAACAAUAAGGUAACUAUAUAUAUUUAAGGUUCUUUGCUGCAAGAGUCUGAUUUGUUCAAUUAAGGCUACUACAGAACUUGUUGAUGUGUAACUCCGAUAAAACCUUAUCUGCCACUCAAGUAACUUUAAUAGAACCAUGUUACUAUGUGCUGCACACAGGCCACAAGAAGAAAAGGUUCCUUUUAGGAUAUCACAGUGAAAUAAGACGGCAGAAUUGUAUUACUAAAGCAACAAGUGUAAUGUUGCAACUAAAAUCCAUAUUCUGAAAAAACAUUUCCCCCAUGUCUAAGCUGACAAAUUUGAUACUGAACCUAAUAACACAAUAAUAGAACAUAAGCUGAGUAAUAGAAGCCAAAGAUAACUUAGCACAUAAGCUGACUUACUGGACAAUUGUACCUUUGGUGGAGUCAAUGUUCCCCUACACAGCAAUGGGAGAACCAAAUAUGAAAGAUUGAGAAAUUAUUAUUAUUAUUACUACUACUACUAUUACUACUACUACUACUACUACGAUGGCGGCGAGGUGUAGCAGAUCUAAUCCAGCUCCAGCGGUGGAGGGGGAAGCGGUGGAGCCAACCGAAGAGCCAUCGAGCGAAUCUGGGCGAUGAUGAUGGUGAUGGCGUCUCUCUCCUGGGGGCGGCUAAGCGGCCGCCAUAGCUGCAAGUAACCAAACCAUUUGAACAAAGCGCCAGUAGCACGUCGAAGAGGAAUCCGCUGAAUCACAAGCUUAUUCCUAACAGUC
Messenger RNA from Triticum urartu, 1563 nucleotides. The record is from RefSeq and is a predicted model, not a curated record. NCBI's taxonomy places the organism in Eukaryota, Viridiplantae, Streptophyta, Magnoliopsida, Poales, Poaceae.